Molecule: messenger RNA, 1606 nt
Organism: Prunus persica (peach)
Lineage: Eukaryota; Viridiplantae; Streptophyta; Magnoliopsida; Rosales; Rosaceae
Product: ribonuclease 3-like protein 3
Exons: 3
Coding region: 574-1482 (302 amino acids)
Biological process (GO): siRNA processing
Cellular component (GO): cytoplasm; nucleus
Molecular function (GO): RNA binding; ribonuclease III activity
Source: RefSeq, a predicted model, not a curated record
AAAAAUGGUGUAUGUGCCGAUUAUAUAUAAAUAUAACUAACGUAAUUAAGCACUGAAAUUUAUUUCAACUUACGAGAUGACCUUAAGAAAACGAGAUAACAACAUCGAUAGAGAAACAUUUUUCCCUUGAAGAGAAAUCACAACUUUUAAGAUAUUGGAUGUCCUUAAGUAAUCAAUAUCUCCUUUGUGAGAAGAUAAUCCAUUGUAACCAAAUGUGUCAAAAUUCAGUUUCCUCUUCUGCAGUCCAGCAAAACUCUUUUUCUUCUUCCAUCUUAUUUUCACAUCAAUACUUUCCAAAAAUCAGAAGCAAACAAGCGGCCGCAUAUCUUUAUCACCAAUAACCGACAUAUAUUUCCAAAGCCGCCUAUGAUAUUUCCUUGUAAGCUCCCAGCCUCCUAAUCCCAGUAUUAAUAUAUUCCAAAUCUAAUUGCCAAAUUUUGUUAAUUAAUUCCAAAUUAUAUCACAAAAACAAAGGCGUGCCGACCAUUUAUGUAUAUAAACCAAGUGCUUUGCAGCAAAUCUCCACGCUGCAUAAUCUAAUCUAUAUAUAUCUCCUCUCAUGACCUGUUGUUCAUGCCAACCAUGGGAGCACAAGCAGAAGAAUAUCAAACACUUCAUAUGGACGAAGUCUUGUCUUCAGAGGCUGAAAAGUCAACGACGUUGACUGAUGAGGAGGCUCAGCCAAAUCUUGAAGAAGUGGAGAAGAUCAUAGGCUAUAGCUUCACCAACAAGGUUUUGUUAAAAGAAGCUUUUACACAUUCUUCUUUUCUGUCCACAGAGCGCUCUGCCUCUUCUUAUGAGCGUUUGGAAUAUGUUGGGGACGCUGUGCUCAAUUUGUUGUUCAGCAGAGAACAAUACAAUUUGUACCCGGACUUGCCACCAGGCAGGUUGACCCGGCUCCGGGCGGCCAAUGUGGAUACCGAGAAGCUUGCACGUGUGGCUAUCAAACACGGGUUGCACCGCUACCUGCGGCACAAGAAACCCUUUCUUGAAGAACAAAUUCGAGAAUUCACCCGAGCGAUUUCGCAUUAUCCACUGCAUUCCAAUGGUCUCAUAGAUGCUCCAAAGAACCUUGCAGACAUUGUUGAAUCAACGAUAGGAGCAGUUUUCAUGGACUGCAACUCAAUUGACACUGUGUGGGAGGCGUUUAAGGAUUUGUUGGAGCCGAUAAUAAAUCCGGGGACGAUAAAGACGCAUCCUGUUACACAGCUUUAUGAAAUAUGCCAAAAGAACAAUCUAAAACUUCGGUUUGUAAAUUUGUGGGAGGAAAGCCACACGGUUGAGGUUUUCAUAAACAAUGAGAUUGUUGGAAGAGGUACUUAUAGUCUUAAAAAGGAAGUCGCACAAAACAGAGCAGCAAAAGAUGCAUUGGACAACAUUUGGAAAGUAUUAGGUGAGGAAAAAGAAAAUGCCCAAGACCAAGACCAAGAGGCAAAUUGUCAAUCUGGGGAACUACCUGAAAUGAAAAAUCUUAAUGUGUAGCCUCCAAUUUUCUUGGGAUUGUCUUGAAUUAGAUUAAGUUGAAUUAAGUACCGAGCUACAUUUUGUGAUGCGUCGGACUAAAAAAUAAAUAUUGUAAUAUUUAAAUUUAAUUAAGGAUUCUGAC